AGAGAGUGGACUUUUGUUCCUUUUACCUUGUUUUUUGGGUCAAAUAAAGAAGGAUGUUGGAUUGGGGUGUUAUACUCUCUCGUCAGUCUCUCUCUCUCUCUCCCAUUGGUCAGUACAUCCAAAACAACAGAAACAGCUUCUUCUACAUACUUCCUUUCCUUAAGAAUUGAUUCACUAGUUUACUCAACUAUUGCUCCUCUUCUUCUCCAAUUCAUCCUCCCUUGUGCUCUGCUAUUUGAUCCGUGAAGAGUGAAGCGAAAGGCUACAUAUGUUCAAAGUUUGAACAACCACAAGGACACUAUGUUUGUUCUAGUCCGUCAUUUCAAGAUAUUCAUUGAAGCAGUUAAUGAAACUAGACCUGUUUCCUUCUGAUAUAUAAGAUAAAGGUUCUCAUGGUUUCUUCAGAAGAAAGCGCAGACCAUAAUGUUUCUUCUAAUAAAUUGCAGCAAAGAGUGAGUCCUCUUAGCGAUACUACCUUGUCACAAGGGAUUCAUGAUACUAAAAUUCAUUUGUCCAGACAAGUUCCUUCUAUUGUAGCUCAAAACGAAGUGAAGGAUUCUGAUGCUACUGCUUGUGCCUUGAAAUCAGAUCAAGAAGGAAGCAUAUACUCUUUAACAUUUGAGAAACAUUUGCAGAGCCCUGAUAAUGUUUCGCAUGAAUUGCCUCCAUUGCAAUCUGGUCAGGACAGUCCCUCUAUAAUACGUGAAAGGGUAUCAAAAGAUGGCUAUAACUGGAGAAAAUAUGGCCAGAAACAUGUUAAGGGGAAUGAAUUUAUAAGGAGCUAUUAUAAGUGUACACAUCCAAACUGCCAGGCAAAAAAGCAAUUGGAGCAGUCGAAUAAUGGGCAUAUUACAGAUUCCAUUUGCAUCGGUCAGCAUAAUCAUCCUAGACCUCAACUGAACACCAUACCACCAGUUGAUUGUGUUCUUCCUGUUGUUGAAGAAGGGCCUCACAAAACUUCUUCAGCCAAUGUGGAAGAGAAAGCAUCCGUUGAGCAUGGAUGUAUGCCUCAACAGAUCAAGUCUUUACAUUCCCUUCCAACUUCAAAAGUUUCCCCAGAUGAUGAGUUGAAAGCUGCACAUUUACAAUUGACUAAGGCAAAGGAUGAGGUUCAUAACAAUGAGAAUCCUGAGUCAAAGCGGCUGAAGAAAGACAAUUGUAACGCUGAUAUCACUGGGGUUGACAAGUCAAUUUGUGAGUCUCGUGUUGUUGUUCAGACUUCAAGUGAGGUUGAUUUUGUAAAUGAUGGGUAUCGCUGGCGCAAAUAUGGGCAGAAACUAGUUAAAGGGAAUACAAAUCCAAGGAGUUAUUAUCGAUGCUCGAAUCCUGGAUGCCCUGUCAAAAAGCAUGUGGAAAGGGCCUCUCAUGAUUCAAAAAUUGUAAUAACUACCUAUGAGGGACAACAUGAUCAUGAAAUCCCCCCAGUAAGGACUGUCACUCAUAAUGCAGCUACAAAUACUCAGACAAUGAUCACUGAUGGCAAGUUUGGAACCAAAUCUAGAGGUAAUAUUGUUGGUGUUGAUACAGGGGAAAGCAGCUACUUGGACUCAGAAAGCAGAUUAAAUCAGCAACUAAAUGGCGAGUCAAUUACUAAAUUAAAGGAUGGUGAGAUGGUUGAAUUUGGUGUGGUCAGCUUGUGUAGUAAGGGUCCUGAACUUAAAUUGAGUGAGCAAGAACAACAAAAUGAUAACUCGGGUACCAAAGACGAUUCUAGCAAUGACAUCAUAUGCCAUUCAAGUUCCGAAGUUCCAUGUAGAUCAAAUGAACAGCUGAAAGAUGAGGUGAAAACUAAAUCAGGAGGAAGUAAGGAUUGCGUCAAUGUGGUUGCCGUUCAUGAUACUCCUAGUUCAGAAAGUGAAUUUAAUAAGCAAUCAACAUCUGAUGCUGAACCUGUCCAAAGCUAAAUUUGCAAUGUUUUUUCAAGCUGCAGCUAGUUACUGAAGAUUAUAAAUAGUUGGAAAUGACAUAGGUUAUACAGAUAUCUCAUGGGAUUAUGAUUCCUAUUUCUAUCCUAACCUUCAUUUUCCCCUUCUUUACCUCUCUUUCUUCUUGUCUUUGGGCAGGUUGACUAAAUAUGCAAAUCAUAGUUAAUACUACAUUGGAUACCUUUACUUGCAUACCAUUAUUAUUAGGAAUAAGUAAGUGAAGAUGUACAUUUUCUUAUACUUGUAUCUAAAAUUCUAAUAUUUUGUAAUAUAUUGUCGAAUGUACUCCCAUGUAUUUCUUGUUUUGUGCCUACAACUAU
Molecule: messenger RNA, 2245 nt
Organism: Gastrolobium bilobum
Lineage: Eukaryota; Viridiplantae; Streptophyta; Magnoliopsida; Fabales; Fabaceae
Product: WRKY transcription factor 1-like
Exons: 6
Coding region: 393-1904 (503 amino acids)
Biological process (GO): regulation of DNA-templated transcription
Molecular function (GO): sequence-specific DNA binding; DNA-binding transcription factor activity
Source: RefSeq, a predicted model, not a curated record